AUGCCUACUUCUGGCAGCAGCCAUGUUGAUGGUCAUGCUCAAGAUGCCGAUUCUCAGACUCCCCUGCUCAAAAAGUCGCUCAAUAAGUCUGCUACUGUGUCCAAAAAAGUGAUUUUGCUUUUCCAGAAUUGGUGGCUGUGGGAGAUUGUAUCUGCUAUCACUGCUGUUCUAGCAAUCAUUGUGAUUAUUGUUAUUCUUGUCGUUUUUGAUCAAAGUUCUCUUCCCGAUUGGCCCUCUGUAUUUACUAUAAACUCAGUCAUCUCCUUCUUUGCCACAAUAGCGAAGCUUUCCAUUACGUCGGCUGUUGGAGCCUCGAUCUCGCAAUCGAAAUGGUUAUGGUACCGCCAGGAUGAGCCUCGCCCUCUCAAAGACCUCCAGCUUUUCGACGAUGCCAGUCGGGGGCCAUGGGGAGCAGUGAGCUUAUUGAUGAACAUCAAAGCAAGACAUCUGACUUUCGUUGGCUCAAUCAUCAUUGCCAUGAUGCUACUCUUCGAUCCGUUUUUGCAGCAAGUCGUGGUCUAUCCGGACAGGCUUGUAGCAUCCGAUAAAGUUGCCACUAUUGUCAGAGCUCAGAGGUAUCAAGCUCGUAGUUAUGAAGGCCUGCCCUUACCUUCGAUAGUCGAUAUCUCCAUGAAGGCAGCCAUCUACAGUGGAGUAUUUGACGUUGACGAUCGAGCAGAUGUGAAGGUGGAUCAUCACUGUUCUACCGGCAACUGCACUUGGAACAGUUUCUCUUCAUUGGCCAUUUGUAGCAAAUGUCUCAAUGUCACCUCUUCCGUCGAGAAGAGGUGCAACGAUAGUGGAUGCUACGAAUUCUUCCUGCCCGGUGGACCUUCGCUCUUAGGCUUUGGAGGACAGAUCAACUCAAGCGUUAGCCAGGUUUCGACAGAUCUCGAUGACAUCGAGGCAUCUGUGGUCAGAUUCUCGUCUUUGUUCUCCAAGAGGAUGAAUGAUUCAGAUGAUGUCCAGGCGUGGGAAUGUGCGCUAUUGUACUGCGUCAAUACAUACUUCGCGUCAGUCACCGAUGGAGACAUAGACCAAAGAAUAGAGAAGACCUGGCGCAACAACUCUGCUUCUCAUUCCCAGGGCUCCGAUCUGAUAUACAAUCCUCCACAGUCGAUAAUCAACAUCACGGGCAACGCCUCUACUUUCAAGGUGGCUAGCGUCGCAGCAAACGCAAUGAAUAGCUUCAUGUCCGAGACUUUCACUGGUAGUGGUGGGAUAAAUUCGUCAAGCUCGGGCUCUGCCUUCUCCUCGGACAUCAUUCAUGCCCUUUACAAUACCCGAAAUUACUCGAAGAGCAUCGAGAACCUAGCGACCUCUAUGACAAACAAUAUUCGCCAACAGAAGGACAGCGAUUCGAGUACGUUCGAGGGCGUCGCAUACAAGACAGAGACUUAUGUACACGUCCGUUGGGCAUGGUUCUUUUAUCCAGCUACGGUGUUAGCGCUGUCGCUGCUAUAUUUGCUCGGCACGAUAAUCGAGUCGAGGAAUCGCGAUAUCCUAAUUUGGAAAUCUUCGAAUUUGGCCCUACUCUUGCAUGGACAGGAUUUGGAGCUGAGCAAUAGUGAUCGUGUCCCUGUAAACAGAUUGAGCGAGAUGAAUGAAAUGGCAAAAGACAUCGAGAUUGAGUUGAUCCAAACGAGUGAUGGAGACUGGAAAUUGGUGCAGCGAUGA
Letharia columbiana is the source of this 1677-nucleotide messenger RNA. RefSeq lists its product as uncharacterized. The record is from RefSeq and is a predicted model, not a curated record. Bases 1 to 1677 code for a protein of 558 amino acids. The transcript has 5 exons. NCBI's taxonomy places the organism in Eukaryota, Fungi, Ascomycota, Lecanoromycetes, Lecanorales, Parmeliaceae.